GAGAAUAAGUGAGUGAAGUCCAGUUUAACUGUAAACACUGUGUUUAUGUUGAAAUAGUAGAGAAUAAGUGAGUGAAGUCCAGUUUAGCAUUACUUUUGAAGUCACAGUAGUUACAGAAGCAGAUGUGAGAUGACUCAUUAUCCUGGACUUUAAAGCUUGGCUUGGACUAAGUCAUGUUACUAACAGAGUCGACCAGACAGAACCUUCUCCUGGUGGUCACGGUUCUGGCCCUAAUCUGUUUCUUCUCCUCCUUUCUACUGUUUGUGUGUGCCGCCUAUGUGAAGAUCACCAUCGACUCUCAAAUGAAGAUGUUAGAGACAUAUAACAGUGACGUACUUCCGGCCAUCUUCAUCUUCGUUGGAAUAGUCAACUUGCUUCAGAACGUCGCCGUGGUCUUUGUUUCUUACAGGCUGAUGAACUUAGACACAAGGGAUCAAUUGGUACCGACCAUGAUCUAUAUACUAGUUGGAGGCAUUGUGUUAGUUGUUUUUGAAGCAGCCUCAGCCAUUACUUCAUUUGUACACAUCAGUAUACUGGAUUAUGAGUUUAAAGAAGGCAUUCACAAGGCCAUGAGUACCUACGUUGAAGGUGGCGAGAUGAAGAAGGAGAUGGACACUGUCCAGAGUGUCUACGCUUGCUGUGGAGACAAGAGUUACGUGGACUGGUUCCGGUAUCCAUGGAUACAUCCACAGACUCUAAGGACUGACGGAAUCAGCGUCAAAAAGUACCUUCAGAUAGAUGGCAAGUACUACAGUGACGACACCCCGUACAGUUGUUGUGACCCGAGGUCACCUCGCCCUUGUAUCCACCAUCACAUCCAUGACAACAAACGCCACCAGGGCUACAAUGUGAAUGUGGAGACCACGCUGUACGUGACCGGGUGCCGCACCGCCCUGAUGACCAUCUACGGCAGGGUGCUCCUAACAGUUGCUCUUAUUGCUACCAUCAUCGCCUGUAUGAAGUCCAGUGUACUUUUACUGUUUCGACUGCUGCAGACCAGUUUAUCUAAAGCUGACCAACUGGACAAUUGGGAGGCAACAACUAAUGGUUAUAUUUACAAAGAUGAUCCAGACGCAGACGUGGAGAUGAUCAAGGUCAUGGACACAGAUGAAGCAGACACAGAGGCGGAGAACAUCGCAGGAGAGGAAGCAGGAGAUACAGAGUCCGAUGACAUGACACCCCAAGAAGACGCCGCCGCCGCUGACGAGAAUGAGAAUCGGCGUUACACUAAAGCGGGGCGGCAUAGAGACAGAGGAGCGUCGCCUAAUGUACCUGGAAGGAAGCCUCCUUAUCGAAACAGGAACAUGUCUUUUAGUCCUGAGACUGGUUUUGAACCCGACCUGUCUAGGCGGAUAACAGACGAGCUUUGCCAGCGUUUUCUUUUUCCUGAAAAGCAAAAGUCAGAGGACGUCUUCUCCCAGGGAGCAGUAGACCAUUAUGUAGUGGACAAAAUUAGACAGCACAUGACGUCAAGAACGUCCCUGGCGACCAGUGGUCAAAUGUCAACGACUUCACUUCCGGUCAGUGCCCGGAGGUAUGGCUAUAAGUGUAGAUCUAAUAAUAACUGUUACCACCUUGUGCCCACAGAAGACUCAAGUAUCUUGACCUCGUCUGGGGACGAAAGGUCAGAGGAUCGUUCAGUGGAACUUUCCACCGUUACGUUUCACAGAGCAGCAGUCACCGACACCAAAACAGAAAGCUCUGGACAUCUGGACAACUGGUAUGAAAGAGAUGUGUCUGGAGAGAACUAUUUCCAGAGGUCAAGCACUGACCAACGCGACUGUUCCUCACAAGUUCCAGACAUUAAUUUCCAUGUUGAAAAUGAAGGGCUUCAAGGAGUUAGUAGAGGUGAAACACGGACUAACAAACUGUCAAAGGUCAAAGGUAAAGGAUGGUCAAGGUCAUCGUCAUCUUUGUCAAAUGGUUCAUCUUCUACAGAAACGUCUUCUUCUUCUAUAACGUCAACAUCUCUCUCCUCUACUACACCAUCGAGUUCUUCUUCCAAGACGUCCGUCAUUUCAUCUUCAUGGCAUUCAACGUGUGAAAAUGACGUCAUUUCGUCUAAUAUGAUGUCUAUCCAGAUGACAUCAGAUGAACAUUACGAAAUGACUUCCAGACACCCUGAUGUAUGUGAUGACGAUACUGGUGCAUGGGGACAUAAUUCAACAGCAAUAAAUCCUCAGGCUACGUACAGUUAUUGCCCUUUGACAGAAAUGAAUCAGAGCCAUUAUAAUCCUGGAUUCUCGUCCGAAAUGGAUUAUGGCUAUUACAACCAUGGAUAUUGGACAGGAUUGGAUCAUGCCAAUUACAAUGGUGGAUUGUCCUCAGAAAUGGAUUCUGAUAUUUACAAUCCAAUUUAUUUCGCGUCAAUGGAUGAAACAUGUGACCAUGAAAUAGUUGUUGAAGCUGAGAACAAUUCCAAUGGUGGACAUCUGACAGACACAAAUCAAGCUGAUUACAAUCAUGAACAUGUGACAACAUUCGGUCAAUGUUACUGCCAUCAUGAUUGCAUUUCAAAUUCUUUCAAUGAUACACUCAUUCAGGAAUGUGUUGAAAAUAUAGACAAGACUAGCAAUGAUUGGGAAAGACUUGUGGACGCAAAGAAAAUAUUAAAGGGAGACAAUUGUGUGAUAGAGCGCAAACAUGGAGAUAAAGAAAUCAGAUUUGUGAUGGACCAGCUACAUCAGACUGGUCAACAUCCUGUCCAUCAAGAGCAGGUGACCAGCACAGAGCGGCCACUACAUGGUCGACUUUUGUGUUUGUCUGAUAAAGCUUAUAAUAAGAAAGACUUUAACAGAGUGGACAAUAGUCAAUCAUCGGAAGUUGAUACUUUAGACCAAAGUUUAAAUGAUGACCAAAGGUUAGAUCAAAGUGUGGCCAGUAAAGGUAGCGUCCAGACAUCCAAAGACUUGGUAUUGAAAGUAUGCAGUGGCGUAGAAUCCUAUAACUAUGCUACUGAUCUGGAGGCACCCCACCACGUCUGGCAGAGUGUUCCCCAAGUCUCUAAUAAUGAAAACGAUUUUGGGAUUUCCACAGACAAAACAAACUUGGCCCAAAGGUCGGAGGUGCCCACAUUAAAGCAGCUGAUAGACAAUGCAGCAGUGACAUCCCAAAGGUCGGAGGUGCCCACAUUAAAGCAGCUGAUAGACAAUGCAGCAGUGACAUCCCAAAGGUCGGAGGUGCCCACAUUAAAGCAGCUGAUAGACAAUGCAGCAGUGACAUCCCAGAGUUCAGUUGUGUGUUACAAACAAAGGCAGAGAAAUCACAUCCGAUCUUACUGUAAACUUAACAACAUGACCCCUCUCCCUCUGAUCACGACCUCUUUAGUUUCUGCCCCUGGAAAGUCUGACUACAAAUCUAUUCGUCUGACUGGAACAGUUCUUUUUCCAAAAGUGAAGAAGACUGAAUCUCAUAAAGCUGCUUCACAAAGUGUACCUUUCAAAGAAACUCUACUCACUGACCAAUACCGUUCUUGUCGAUUAUACGAAGUGUCCACAGAUAGUACCGUGUACGAGAGUCAAGCAGUAUGCCUUGCAACUGACCAAGAAACUGCAGUACCUGACAAUGAAAUCAAUGUGUGGUCACGUGACCAGCUAGACUACAAAGCGACAUCUAUCACUUCCUGUAAGAAUUUAAAGCUAGAAAAUUCACCUGAACGUGUCCUGAUAUCACCAUUUAACUAGACAAAUGUCUUAGAGUUUCAAAGUGUUCUGCUAUCACCAUUUAACUAGACAAAUGUCUUAGAGUUUGAAAGUGUUCUGAUAUCACCAUUUAACUAGACAAAUGUCUUAGAGUUUCAAAGUGUUCUGCUAUCACCAUUUAACUAGACAAAUGUCUUAGAGUUUCAAAGUGUUCUGCUAUCACCAUUUAACUAGACAAAUGUCUUAGAGUUUCAAAGUGUUCUGCUAUCACCAUUUAACUAGACAAAUGUCUUAGAGUUUCAAAGUGUCCUGAUAUCACCAUUUAACUAGACAAAUGUCUUAGAGUUUCAAAGUGUUCUGAUAUCACCAUUUAACUAGACAAAUGUCUUAGAGUUUCAAAGUGUUAUGCUAUCACCAUUUAACUAGACAAAUGUCUUAGAGUUUCAAAGUGUUCUGCUAUCACCAUUUAACUAGACAAAUGUCUUAGAGUUUCAAAGUGUUUUCUAUAUGUUCAUCUACUUUAUGUUUUUAUACUCUUAUUGAUUUGUGAAGUGUUUAUCCAAUAGAAUGUAGAAACAUAGUUCUCGUUAUUGUGU
Biomphalaria glabrata is the source of this 4237-nucleotide messenger RNA. RefSeq lists its product as uncharacterized. The transcript is spliced from 7 exons. Bases 174 to 3683 code for a protein of 1169 amino acids. Gene Ontology annotation, cellular component: membrane. Lineage: Eukaryota; Metazoa; Mollusca; Gastropoda; Planorbidae. The record is from RefSeq and is a predicted model, not a curated record.